Molecule: messenger RNA, 3533 nt
Organism: Pocillopora meandrina
Lineage: Eukaryota; Metazoa; Cnidaria; Anthozoa; Scleractinia; Pocilloporidae
Source: the annotation of a GenBank genome assembly
UGAAGUUCCUUCGCCAUUAGGUUUUCAAAAUUUCAACCCGACCUUCUUGACGGCUCAAUUGCAUAACUGUGCCAGAUUGAUAAUGAGAAAUGAAUAAAUUAAUUCUGAGACGAAACUGAAAGCCAUGGUCAGUUUUCAAAAUCAAGAUUUUUGAUUUGUUCUGAUCUCCGACGGUGAGUCUUUUGGUAAGAAAACCAUUAUGGCAUUUGUUCAGUUAUUGGUUAAUCAAGUUUCAAGGAAAAGGAUCGAGGACUUCAAAGUAAAUAUUCGCAGAAUCAGCCGAAGAUUCUGUGUGCGUGAGUAGGUGUUAGAAAGCUUGGAUAAUGGUGGAAAACGGUACGUGAUGACUUAUUUGUAUUGAACAAUAUACGAUUCAAGAAUCUGUUCAUGCCUGGUCCUGAGAGAAGCAGUUGCUCUUGAUAAUUUUUUCAUAAGUCUCGAUUUCCCCAGAGGAGGUUCGAACAUCUCGCUACACGACCGAUAACAAAACAACUACAGAGCGAACGAAAUAAAACAAACGAACAACAAAUGGAAAACAAGCAUAGCAACCUGCAUGUAAUUCUUCUGAACAGAUGCAUGUAAAUAUUGUAAGUUAUACGGCUGGAUGUAAUGUACAAUAUAGAGGCAUUUUAUUGGUUACCGAUAGUAUCGUCUGAAAAAUUUUUCAAGUAAGGAUUGUAUUUGUUCUUUCAACAGCGUAGCAAAGCUUUUAUUUUUCGGUUAUUCCAGGCUAGGCUGCAUCAUAUGCGCGCUCCAUUUCGGCUGACUUAGUUGAUGCGAACUGAGAAAAAUAUCUCGCAACCAGAUUCACUCAUGCAAUCACGGUUUCCAGUUGAUGUAUUGCAUUUGUAAAUCUUUGCAUUUAAUCAAGGUAGUGAUACUGAUAAUAAUAAAUUUGAUAUUUAUGACAAACAAAAUUAAGAAGUUAUCGGGAAAGUUAUCACAAAGUACAGAGAUAUUUUCAAUCAAUUAAAAUUUCGUCAUUAAAUCACUCAUACGUAGAUUCCCUUUGUUUCUCCAAAUGAAAAUCUUUGCAUUUAAUCAAGUUAACGCUGCAUGCACCAGUAUCACGAAGGUCGUGGGUUCAAAUCACGUACAGGCCUUAUUUUCACCACUGCUGAAUAAUAACAGUAGUAAUAAUAAUAAAUUUAAUACUUAUAACGCGCACAUAUUCAUCUAUAUAUGCUUAUAUGUGUAGUAACACAGAAUGUGACUGGUGUUUUAUUUUAAACCAUUUUGUUUCCUGCAGAUUCUCACCUGAAAAGGGCAAUGUUUCCAUUUCGUAUCAGACGGCGCAAAUUUAAGACUCGAAUGCUUUCUUGUUUUCUGGUCCUAUCCACGGUCCUAACCUUCUGGAUUGCUCGACAAGAAGUAAAAAACUCACAUGAGAAAAAUCAAUUGGUAAGUCAGUAUAACUCUUCAACUCCAAUAUAUUUCCUUGGUUUCUCUUAACAAGAAAGACAAAAGCUUACAAUCCAAUCGAGUCAAUUUCACUUUUAGAUGCAAGUUAAAAAUCAUAGCUACCUUCGAGUUUAAAAAAAAAAUGUGUUUUUUGCAUUUAGGUUCAAAAAGCAUGUACAUACAACUGUCAGUACCUACCCUUUUCUCCUAGAAUGGAUACUAAGAGACCAAAACAGCAUACAAACUGCCAGCCCCCUGACUAUUUAGUUUUUUUUUAAAAAAAAUCUAUGAUAGGAAAUUCUCUUCCAAUCGCCCCUCACCUCACAAAUAAUAGAUUUACUUGCACGGAAGAAGCAGGAAUCAAAUCGGUUGCCACAUCCCCUGACUAUGACACCACAGUCCUCAGAGCCAAUAGCAUUCAACGUAGACAUCGAUCGGCUGUUAUCCCUUUCCUUGUCGAGUUAAGUAAUACCCGUCAACCAUGAGUUGGGUACUAAUCUCUUACCCAGAUCCUACCGUGUAAAUACAACUAAGCGCUUGGCUGGGAAAUGUCUGGGCUCGAGUUCGAGACUAGUUGGAUACCAACAAUGGGUAUUGGUGAACUGUCAGGGAUGCCUGAUGAAAUGCUGGUGUUAAGGGGGGUGGGGGGGGAGUCAACUUGCGAUUAACAGGCAUCCCAUCCGGGGCGCGAAGUCAUUCUCUUGGUCGCUUCAUGCUUUGGAAACCGGGAUGAGCUCCCGUUGAAUGGAUUACUACGCUCGAGUACAGACAGCGAAAGAGUUUACUUCUACACACUAAUAUGGAAAAACAUAUGAUAAGGCGGCAAGAAAUUUAACUAAGUUUAAUGUGUACGUCAUGAGAGUAUAUAGACACUUCAAAACUAUGACUAACAUCUAGUUUUGUUUUGUUUUUGUUGUUUUUUUCAUCACGAUUUUAGAAAAAAGACUGGAAUAAAUGUGUAGCGAAGAUCCAAAGUGAUCCUUCAAUCGAGCUUGGCAAUACAACUUUGAUUAGUGAUGAUGACAUCAUUUACCAAACAUACAGGACUAAAGAGUGUACCUCCAUAGUCCAGCAACAAUUUAGCCACCCUGCACCUACUCAGUCAGAACUUGAAUUUCCAAUAGCUUUCACGAUCUCCGUGUACAAAUCAGCCUCGCUCUUAGAGAAACUCCUUCAAGCCAUUUACAUGCCUCAAAACCUAUACUGCAUUCACAUUGACUUGAAGUCUACACCAACUUUCUGUGCAGCGGCAACGGAGUUGAUUCGAUGCUUACCGAAUGUACUAUUGGCGAAGAAAAGCGUCGAUGUCAUUUAUCCGCAUAUCAGUAUCUUAUACGCGCAGUUCAAUUGUAUGGAGGACUUGCUCAACACUGGCAAAGACUGGAAGUAUCUGAUUAACCUCGUUGGCCAGGAUUUCCCUCUUUAUAACAAUCGAGAACUAGUGCGCGCCUUACGCGCGCUAAACGGUAAAAACAAUAUUCAAAGCUUUCACCAUCCUGACUUAAAACGUCGCACGCAGUAUGCAUACGAGUUCAAAAGACAAAUGCAAGGCUCAGACCACAAAGCAUACAAACCUGUCAAGACAUCUCGAAAGAAAAAACCACCACCCUACAACAUCACACUUUUUAAGGGUGCAAACCACGUCGGGCUUACAAAAGGAUUUGUGGAGUAUAUCGUAUUUAACCAGACUGCUCGCGAUUUUAUUGAGUGGCUCUCAGAUACAAGGAGUCCACCGGAAACUUUCUACUCUUCUUUACAACAACACCCCGGAGUUCCAGGGGGUGUCAUUGGCUUGCAGCCCGCGUUUAUUAUGCGUGCUAUUGAUUGGUUUGACAAAGACAAAAAUGAGGCGAACUAUAAAUGCCAUGGAAAAUGGGUGCGGCAAAUAUGUUGGUUAAGUGUUCGCGAUUUACGUUGGGUUCUAGGCUGGAACAAGCGCAACAUGUUGUUUGUUCAGAAGAUACCAUUUGAUGUCAGCGAAGAUCUAUUGCGUUGUUUAUCAAUCGCUCGGGAACUUAGAGUUUAUGGAAGUUAUUUUUUCGCGACAGGGAUGAAUUCCUCAGACCCGUCGUAUCUAAGUUGGAAUGUUGACCAAGAGGUGAUAAACGUCAUGAAUCAAUAAUUACUAAGAA